UAUUAUAGAAUUAGAAAAAUGAAAAGUACAUUUGCUAUAGUCCUGUUGUUCGUAUGCCUUGUUGGAAUAGUAUCCGUAAAUGGACAGGAACUUUACAUGACCGAUGAUCAAUGCAAACUAGUUGUAAAGGGUUGUAUGUCAAACAAUUACAAAAAGGCUGUGCAGGCUGACAAGAAUUGUAAUGACUGUUGCAGACGAUCUGGUUGUGCACGUGGUGAUUGCAAAGGCAGACAUUGUAAAUGCAAAGGAUGUUGAAGAGGAUAACAAGUAGCCAUCUGAGACUGUUUCAAAUUCACAGUUUACAGUUAAUGUACUAUGCUGAAAUCUCGUUAUAUUCGAGACAUACAUUUGCAUGAAUACAAUAAAUAAUGUAUAGAUCAGUAA
Mytilus trossulus (common blue mussel) is the source of this 384-nucleotide messenger RNA. Its product is annotated as potassium channel toxin alpha-KTx-like. The transcript has 3 exons. The coding region runs from base 19 to 255 and encodes 78 amino acids. The record is from RefSeq and is a predicted model, not a curated record. Lineage: Eukaryota; Metazoa; Mollusca; Bivalvia; Mytilida; Mytilidae.